This is a messenger RNA of Bactrocera dorsalis (oriental fruit fly), 1763 nucleotides long. RefSeq lists its product as uncharacterized. Bases 222 to 1094 code for a protein of 290 amino acids. Lineage: Eukaryota; Metazoa; Arthropoda; Insecta; Diptera; Tephritidae. The record is from RefSeq and is a predicted model, not a curated record. The transcript has 2 exons.
UGAAUGAAUAUGCAAAAAUUCGCGUCCCGAUUGCGAGACGUGAACUUGAGCAUUGCACGAAUUUAUUGCUUCGAUUGCUUCGCGAAAGCUCUUGUUGUAGGUGGACUAAAUACGUGAACUUCAUUUUUGAUAUAAAAUAACCGCGGAGAUCUACAACUGACAUCACAAACAGUUCAUCUCUCUCAAGUCGAGCAUCACACUUGCAAUCGUUGGAAUCGAAAAUGCGCGCCUUCAUUGUAUUAGCUUUGUUCGCCGUAGGGCGUGCUGAUGUUGGUGGCUACAAUUACCCAUCUGCCGGUGGUUCGCUUGGCGGUUUGGGUGGCUCCCACGGCAGUGAUGGUGCUGCACUCUUGAGUGCACCCAUUGGUGGUCAUGGCGCUGGACCCGUAAGCAGUGGGGGAAUUGGUGACUUUGGUAGCCCACUGAGCGCACCAGUUGAUGCCGGUCAUGCAGCACCAGCUCCAGCUGCACCUGAAUUCCAGAAGGAAUUCUUCACCUACACCGCACCAGAAGCUGACUUCGAUGAUGAUAAGUCUCUGGGUGACUUGUCUGGCUCGUUAAAGAAGAACUUGCGUGUCGUCUUCAUUAAGGGACCCGAAAACAAUGGACUCUCAGAAGCUGCCAUCCAAUUGGCUAAACACGCCGGUGAAGAGAGAACCGCCAUCUAUGUGUUGCAGAAACAAAACGACAUCUCUGGCUUGGCUCAACAAUUGCAGAAUCUCAACAGACAAAACACCAACAAACCCGAAGUGCACUUCGUUAAGUACCGCACACCCGAAGAUGCGGCUCACGCUCAACAUGCCAUCCAACAGCAAUACGACGAUUUGGGUGGAAAAUCCGUGUCGCAUGACGGUGGUUUGGCCCCAGUGCAUAACUAUGCUUCCCCAGCUGCACCUGCUGCACCCGUCGCUCCCUCCAACUCGUACAUCCCACCCGCAGCACCUGUAGCACCUGAAGCUCCUGCCGCUCCAGUCGCCCCAGUUGCACCAUCGAACUCGUACAUCCCACCGGCAGCACCUGCCAAUACCUACAUUCCUCCCGCCAGCCAGCCACAGGCACCAAGCAACGCCUACUUGCCUAUCCUCAAGUUCUAAGGUACAUUUGGAGUUAUGGCCAUUCAAAGUAAAUGGCUUAAGUCAGAGAAAUCUCCCGCUUACCCUCAUUGUAUAAUAAUGUUCAUGAAUGUGUUGCACAACUAGUUUUAUUUUGUACAUAAUUAGUUAAUAAAAAACUUAAAUCAAUUUUAACAAACUUUGUCUCAUUUAAAUAUUUUAUCUGCGCAUAAUUUAUAUUCCGUUCGUAACCCUGACCUUCGUCAAGUGACGUUUGAUGUUGAGGAACACGUGUAAAAUGUUGUUGUUAUCUAAGCGCAGCUUCAUUUGCAUACAGAAAAUUACUCUAAAACACCCAACAAAUAAAAUAAACAACAACACAACUAAAGUGAGGUGAGCAUCUUCAAAAAUCUGAAUAUUCAUUGCUUGCUAAGUGAUUCGCGCGCUGAAACGAGGUAAAGUGGAUCAAAAAAGUCGGUUGACAAAUUAAUGAAAUUUAGAAGGCAGCUACUACGUGGUUGUUAACAACUAGACGGGUAGCAAUAUUUGAUUUAAGUUAGACAAGGGUUAUACUGUGUGCAAAAAUAGUAAGACUUUUUAGUUUAAAUUUCGAACGAAAAUAGAGUUAAAGUACGAUUGGUUCCAAAUCACUUAAUUUUUUCGAAAAACCGCGUCAUGUUAACGUCUGUAAACAAUGUCUUCUGACUACCA